UACUGUCAUACUAGUAUAAAUCCACCUCUGUGUAUUUAGUCAGUCCUUCGCUCCACGCAAAGCUGCCGUGUGCUCAAGUCACGGCUACAAAGUAGCUCCGACUUCAUCUUCUUCAGUCAUGGCUGGUAUGUAGCAUUUUAUCACUUCAACUCUUUCAAAUGCGCAGUUUUUACCCCACUUCGGAGCCAUAUCGUGUUUUCUGUGAAGUUGUUGCGUGCAAAGUCUCGCGAAGUUUCUUGCAUUUAAAUAUAAGUAAAACGAGACUACACAGUCGUUUAGGCUGGUAUCACUCCGUCUUUGUUGUUUGCUUGAAUGUUUGUGCAGCCUCCUGAAGUGGGCAGAGCAAAAGAACAUUCUGUCUCCAUCUGUGUGAAGCUGUCCAUCAUAGACCACCAGAUAACUUAAAGGCAUGAAGUUGGCAGCCAUAUUUGAAACAUGACUACAUUUGACAGUCAUACAUGACAGUCUGACCUAUCCUUUAAGUUUGCACGUGACUAACCAUUUCAUGUUACUCAUUUUAAAGUAUGUAAGUGAAUGAAAUCUGAUUUUAUUAGGGGUGUAUUCAUCUCUGCUACAUAAAACUCAAGCAUUAUGCAUGUAUUUCUCUCAGGUCCCUAAAUCGUGUCUUUUGAAACUGUGUGAAUGUCGAUUUGUGGUUCACGCCCCCUGUGUACAGCAUGUACUGUACAUGGGGGACUGUGGCUGAACUACUGUAUUUUCCCUUUUAUUUAUGUGUCAUGUUGUGCGGAGAGACUGCAGCACUCCAUGUACCAAUUGAAAGGGAGGUUUAGGAGGAAGGGGGUGUGGCACUUGGAGCCAGUGAAAAGGUGCAACUUUUCCUGGCAACUUUAAGUGAAUGGCCCAAAGUUAUGGAAACUUCAGCCCUUUAGCAUUGUAUACAAAAACUACACCUUCUGGCAAAUGCUUUCCAUUUUUGGUAACACUGUACCAAUAGUUUACAGUCCAAGUGGGAUUAAUGUUGGCUCACAUGCUGCAGUCUCACAACCUCCCCAGUGGCCAUGCUGACUUCAUCAUCCCACUUUAUAUGUUCUCUCACAGGCUAGUCAUUGUUCAGAAACAUGACUUGGCAGGUUGCUGAGAGAUUUUCCUGUGGUGGUACAGAAAGGCGCCUCCUGCAAAUAAAAUGCACCUUAAUAGGACUUUGCCUCUAGUUCUGGUUACUUAAGUCUUAGUUUUCUCAAAAUAAAUGAUAAAGUUGCUGCUCAGUUUACACACUGACAAGAAAGAAUUAAAUUGGACUAUAUUGUUGAUGUUUUAGUUAUCAAUAGCACUACCAAGGAGUGCCACUAUUUUCAGUUUCAAUCCAUCUUUCUCCACAGACCAGGCUUUUGUGACGUUGGCCACCAACGACAGUUAUGCCCGGGGAGCCAUGGUUUUGGGCAAGUCCCUUCGCAACCACAACACUUCCAAGAAGCUGGUGGCACUGAUUGGUCCACAUGUGUCAGAGCCUUGCCAGUAUGAACCACCACCCUGCAGUGCAACAUUUCUGAUUAACACAUUCUUGUCCGUUCUUGUUAACCUCAUGGACCGUUGGCGCUAAUUCAAUUGGUUUUAUUGUGAAUCUGCAGGUGCGUGCUGAAGAGGAUCUACGAUGAGGUUAGGGUCGUGAAUGUGCUGGACAGUGGCGACACGGCACACCUUGCGAUGAUGAAAAGGCCUGACCUGGGUGUUACCUUCACCAAACUCCACUGCUGGACGCUUACACAUUACUCCAAAUGUGUUUUCAUGGAUGCAGACACACUGGUGAGAGCAAAUGAGCAAUAAAAAUUCCAGAUGUUUAGAGUGUACUUGCAUGAACAUGUGUGUGUUUGUUUCUGCGUUCUAGGUGCUCUCAAAUAUAGAUGAGCUGUUUGAAAGGGAAGAGUUGUCGGCUGCUCCUGACCCUGGUUGGCCUGACUGCUUCAACUCUGGUGUGUUCGUCUUUCGUCCUUCUAAUGAGACAUACGGCAAACUGCUUCAGUAUUGUACAGAACACGGCAGCUUUGAUGGUGAGUCUUGCAGAGCACAUGACAUCUGUGUAGUUUUGUCCUAAAAUAUUUCAGUUAAAACAGUAGCUUGAAGACCUAACUCAGGGCUCUUGAGGUGUGUAGAAAUAGGAAUAUUUAUUUCGCAAUAUGUAGCAGUCUGAUCCUAGAAACACCCUCUUGCUCACCUCUCCCAUUGGUGAGGCUCUACAAGCUACAGUGGCCUUCAAGGACAAGAGGACCCUGUGAUGCAUGAGAAGUAUGAUCUUCCAUCUGUCAAGUUUUUACCAUCAAUAAUGACAAUUAAUACAAAUCUGUUUGUGCACAACACCCUCUCUCUCUACCCUCUUUUUCUUUCAACUGGAGCAUUUCAGGCAGCAGCUCACUGAAUACAAAAAAUGUAUAUGGCCUUUGCCAGCACGUUCACUUUGUGUGACAGCAGAAACAUGGCAGUGGAAGACAGUCUUCAUCUACUCCUUAUGCAGAUAAAAAAUGACCAAUCUAAAUUAAUGAAAACCAUAGGAUUUUAUAGUCAGGUUUUUCCACUGAUUUAAAUAUUCUUAUGAACAUGAUAUACUUUAUACUAGGGCCCGACCAAUUUAUAAGCGAGCCGAUUAAAUUGUCCAAUUUUAGCCCGUUUGAGACUGGUCCGAGUUUGAUCAGUCGGUCUUCCUAUAGUCGUGGAGAGCAGUAGCCUACAGUAUAUCUACAGUUUAUAGUAUACUGUAGAUAUCUACAGUAUGUGUAUAUAUUAUAACUUAAUAAAAAAAAAUUUAAAAAUCGGCCAAUUAAUCGGUAAUCAGAUCCCCCCCCCCCCCCCGUAAUAAUCGGUAUUGGCAUCAGCCCCUAAAAAUUCAUAUCAGUAGGGCCCUACUUUAUACCAGGGGAAGAAAUUCUACUAAAUAUUACACACUGCACCUUUAACCUUUGAGUAUUGUUUGUUGAUGGGAAUUAUGCUAUUUUGCUGUUUGCCAAAAGUUAAAUAAAAAACAUAAAUGGUAGUGAGAAAGAUACAACCCAUUAAUUGAAUCAAAAAUGUAGAUGGUUAGAUGAUGUUUUUUAAAUAAACAUGAAAUUGUAUUCACUAAUUAGUGGGCAUGAGGGUUAAGUGUGAGCUAUUAUACUUAGUUUUCAUCUCUUAAUGGCCUAUGCAGAAUGUUUCUCCUAUUUCCUUGUACUUCAGCUCAGCUAUGCAUCUCUUUUCAGAAGCUAUUUCCGACUCAUUUCCCUAUGUUGCUCUAGAUAACACCUGUUGGUGUCAUUUUAAACUACCUCCAACAAGCAUUACUCGUUGCAUUGCCAAAUACUAAACAGCUGAAGACAAGGUAUGUUUAGGAUUUCAAGCGGUUUACCAACUCAUACUAAUAAUGUCAUCAAUCUUUUUUCAGACUUAAACAAAUAUUUUGGCUUCGACCUGCAUUGGGUAACAUCGAGUUCUGCGUAACAUGAUGUCAAACCAAGUUUGUUUAUCUUUUUCCUUAAAGUAGAGUCUUUUUCGAGUCCAGGGCCCAGGCACAAGGCCCUUCUGUGACACACGGUCCAGCUCUCUCAGCUGAGUUAUUCUCAGGGGGUUUUACUGGAGCAGGGGGGGUUAACAUUUGAGAGGCCCUGUUUUGCACAGGGCACUGGUUGACAUUCAGCAGCUCUUCCCAGUGAGGCGUACUGUAACUGAAAAGCGGACGUCAUCUUGGCUCCGGAUCAGGUUUACGGAUCAGCUCUGCUCAGAUCAGCUGCUGAAAGGAACAUUGGUGCAUACCUGCAGGGUGGUGUCAUUUUUGACAUGCCGAAGCUUAAUUCAUUACUAAUAGAAGAUCUCAAACAUGACUUAGCACAACCAGAUUCUUGUGCAUUUAAACCAAGCAACAAUUUAGAAAAAGUGUGGAUUUUUUGUUUUAUCUUGACGUGUUUCAUUUACUGAUUAUAAGCUUUGUUAAUGAUAUUCAGUAUGAACUGCUUGUCUUAUAUUAAUUCUAUCUGUAGAUAUGCAAAGUGUAUUUUAAAGUAAACUUUAUGUCAAAGUAUGAAGAUGGUUAUCUGUAAGCAGAAGUGUUCAAAGACAAUAGCCCAGAUUUGAACAAAGAGAGUGGCUACAAUCGUGUCAACAAACGAUCACCACACUCUGCUGGUCUAAUGGUGUAAUUGCAACACCUUGUUUAAAUUUUUUUUUUUUUCUUCAUUUCCUUGUAUUUAUCUUUUUUUUAAGAUAUACACUGAAUAUAAAGCCAUAAAAAAUUACUGUUUUUACAAAAUAAUCCUGACUCAAGAUCAUAACUCUUUGUUUUUUCAAAAGGCUUUAAUUACUGUAACUACAUGAUCAAAGUGUUGUACUUCAUGCACUUGUUGCUAACUACAUUGAGGCCAUGCGAUAUUGCGCAAAAAGCUGAAUAUCAAUCCUAAUCAUAUAGAGCAGUGGUUCUCAAGUCCAGUCCUCGAGGCCCAAGCUCCAACACACCUGAUUCAAAUAAUCAGCUCGUUAUCAAGCUCUGUAAUGGCUUAAUAACGAGCUAAUUAUUUGAAACAGGUGUGCUGGAGCAGGGAAACAUCCAAAACAUGCAGGACAGUUGGCCUCCAGGACUGGACUUGAGAGCCACUGAUAUAGAGAACCUUUAAUUUCUGAAACUAGCACCAAGUUUGGACCACGUUUAGAUUGUGUGGCUCUGAAUGAGUCCACUGUCCUCUCCAUUUUUUUUUGGCCUCAAACAUUUUACUUAAAUAGGAAAUAAUUGUGUCACAAGAAAAAACUUGUAGUAAAACUUUUGAAGAGUUGUUUGUGCUUGUUAGUGGCAUCGAGCCUCUUCAUUUGUGAAUGACAGGCUGCUCCUCUUCUGUGAGGGAUAUUGUGAGAGAUUCCGUCAGUAAGAGUUCAUUGGAAAACCCAAUUAGUGCGCUUAUUCGCAGCCAAGACUUUUAAGAGCCGACUGUCUCUGGCUGCCAGAGUGUUUGUUGGCUGGAGUGUUUCAAUCACAACUGCAUCCACAGACGGAUAAUUGUCUGUGUACUAACAGCAAAGAGAGUGUCAAUUUUUCAAUAGAUUUAUAUUCGAUAUUUAAUGUGAUGCUUAAACCUGAAAGCUGGAUGGCAUGCUAAUGAAUAAAGCUGUCUGUAUUUAUAGCCAUGGAUGUUCCCUUCAUGUGCACUGAGGCAUGAGUUUAAAUUGCUCUGACCUUUAGCAUUUCUCUUCCACUCUACUUCAAGGCAUACACAGUGCACACGUGCAGCACUCUGUUUCACUCUAUUUUACGGUCGACUUUGGAAGAAAAUCUGAGGAAGACGAGAAAUUGAAUUCUGUGUUUGAACCCAGAGGCGUUCCCUCUCCAUGCGCAAGUCCACUGUCGUCUGCUGCCAAGACAAACUGGCAAAGUUUAGAUGCACAUUCUUGCUGAGCUCCUCUCAUCCCCUCAAAAUGAAGAUCCUCUGCCCCGUAUUAAACCAUGAAGGCCUAUGGAGGUUGUGCCUUUGGAUAAACAGCUGACGUGUGAUGUUUUAAAGUGCAGCGGUCUGCUGUCUCAUGGAUUGUACAGUCCAUGUGAAAGUUCUUCUGAAGGCCAGCAACUCCUCUCGUACCAGUGUCAGUCCUUUAACUAGCCUUUUGGCUCUAAGGUUAAACAAUUCAGCAUGAAUGAUCAAAGGGCUUGUGGCGUCAAAUACUGUGGUCUGGCUCAUCAGCUGCUGACUGGUGAUGUGACAGAAAACUUAUUCAAUGGAGAGAGAAAAGUUUGAUAAGAAUCAUUCAGAUGUGGUAGUGCAUUAGAAAUUAUUCUGACCCACUUCACAAAUUCACCUCAAACUCUCAGAUCUGUGUUUACUUCAGCCACACCACCACAAUGCCCGAUUUGAGAUGAAGGGAAUCCUGAGGCAACUUAGAUCUGCAAACCUACAUUAAACCAGACGGGGACAGAGCAUUCUCCAUUACUUGUCAAGUUGUAUUAUAUAGAUUAGAGUGGUCAGGAAUGGAGUUUUGAUGAAUGAAAAUUGUCAAUACAAAGCUGGAUACAGUACCCAGUCUUUCACACCAGCACCAAGAAGCCACAGGUAUGAUUUGUGAUGCCAAGAUGUUAAAGACUUCAAGGUUAUGCAAACCUUUUAAGUCUCUCUUAAGCAUAACAUUAUUCAUUUUAACAGUUGAUUGGUAAACUGCAAGACAACACAAUCUUGCAUUCGGAAAAGGCUUCGACUAUCUCAUCUUGAUUGAAACUAAGUCUGCAACAGUUUAGCCAACAUGUAAGCACUCCUGGUAACAGGCUGUAACUGUACAGCCUAUAGGCACUGCAGCUUCUUCAGUUGCUGGGCAGAUCUAGACUCAGAACAGAGAUCAGUAUUGUAUGUAAGUGAGAAACCAGCUGUCAAUCCAAUUUAUUGUCAAAUCUAAAGAUGAACGAAUCUUUACCACUGUGCGGAAUUAGUCACAAGAACCCUGCGCUCCUAUAUACUGCAUAUAAAUAUAGCCCUGGACCUUUGUACGACUCAGAUCUUUUGAAAUGUUGCCAUUGGUGAGAGUUGUGUGUCACGGUAAUGCACAUGUGACAUACAUGUUCUGAACAUCAUGUCUCCUUUACUCCCUGUGCAGCUACUGUGGGCCCACACGGUGCACAUAUACAUGGCUUCAUAUUGAAUGCUUUAAAAACCAAGGGAGCGAACCUGAUCUGCUCCUGAAUAAAUCUGAACUUAAUUACAAAUAACUGGAGCAAUUUGGAAGGAAGGAAACGUCUGUAGCCUUGGGCUGUGAAUCUGAGUGUGAGAGAAUCUCUCCCUCAUCUUGUCUGCACUAAUCUCACUACACUGCUGACUAACGCAGACCAAGCAGAGAGUCUAAUUCAUCUGGCUGUCGUAGGCGGGCCGAUCAUUUGUCCGCACGCUGGCUAAGCUUUUCGUCUUUCAGGAACACCAUCCAGCUGAACCAGGCAAAGCAUUUUGCAGGCAGCGUUUCGUAAGCUCAGUUGGCUGUCACGCCACCAUAUCACAAUUUCUCACAGUGUGUAAUGCAAAUGAAGACCUAAAGUGAAAUGAAGAUCAUGUAAUGUCAAGAAGUUUUUAAAAGAAGCAGCACGUGAACUUUAAAACUUUUACGGGGUAUUUAGAAAUGGUCCUCUCCGCAUGCACUGAUUUAUUUUUAGUUCUUUAUAUUGUGAGAGUGCUGUUUUAUUUAAAUCUUCAUAUCGCCUUUUGUGUCGCAGGAGGUGACCAAGGUGUUUUGAACGGCUUCUUCAACACAUGGGCAACAGCUGACAUAACCAAACACCUUCCAUUCAUCUACAACCUCAGCAGCAUAGCCAUCUACACCUACCUUCCAGCGUUCAAGCAGUAAGUAUUGGGUCAGCAGAAGCAUCCACACAAUAGUACAAGGUGUGUUUCUACCACAAAAGUUAGUGUGCAUUUAAAAAGUUUAACUCCACAGCAGAGUCUUCCUAUGUGACUUCAAUCUUGGCUAACAGACACAAGGCCAAGUCGUAAGCAGAUCCUCGAUCACAUGAACGUUUUGUCGCAUUAUGACAUGACAUCAGGUUACGAAUCAGAUGAACCAUAAGAAUCCGGCGGCCCUGCUGGAGUCUCUCUCCGCAGGCCUCUUUGCUGCGUUAGGUAUCCACUCUGAGCUCUCAACAGCUGAAACCAAAUCCUCGAAUGGACGAGGUUUAUUUAUAUACCUUUUCUGUUCCCUACCCACACUGGUCAUUGUGCCCCCCUGUCUUAAGACCCCUCUUCUUAGCCUCAAGGCCCCUCUGCAUUCAAAUCACACCUCACCAUAGAAACAAGCUCAUCAACAAGCUCAUAGCUUUGAAAUAACCUGGCACCCAAAUCAGGUUGACGGGGUGAUAAACUCUUAUUUACUCGUCAGUAGUUGUCAGCAACAGUUGUUUAUGAGGUUUGGCAAACAUCAAAAAACAAUCCCAUCAGAGACAGACUCAGGCUUAUUUUUGCACACAUACUGUUUGCCAGGACUGAAGAGAUAUCCCUUUCUGUUGUGGUUGGCAUGGUUUGUGAUUAAGUCUCAAGUACUGUGAAGGGUCCAAGACAAGCAGGCUGAUCAGGUACCACUACUAGGCAUGGGUGGGUAUGAGAUACUGACAGUAUGAUCACCUUCAGCAGCAAUGUCACGGUUUCAAGGUAAAACAAUUACAGCUCUAAAGUGUGUUGUUUUGAAACCAACAUUGAUUAUUUCAAUAUUGAUACACACAGAACUGUCCUAACAACCGUGUUUCUCUGUCUCUUCGACGGCUCUUGAUCGUAGAGCAGAAAAUAUGAGUGAUUUUGAAACCAUGACCUUGUCCUACCUUGAAACUGGUAACCAGCCCGCACCUACAGCAGAAAGGUAGUCCUGAAUUCAUGUUAUGUUAUGACUGUAUGUUACAAAAGCUCUUAAAAAAAUCUAUCAAAAAUAUCCCCAUUGCUAAUCACUCAGUAGGACACCAUUUCUACAAAGCAACAGCAAUGCCAUGAAAGAUCACACCAGAUCACACACAUCAAAUCAACCUUUCGAAAGCUGCUGUUGUUUUGUGUCUGUUAGGAUUACUGAUGGAAAUGAGAAAGUUUUGACUGAAAAUGAAUAGAAAUGAUCAGUUUAUAGCCAAUUAUAAGAAACGUUUUGCCAUGGAAGCUCUACCAAUCGCCAAAUCCAGAGGACUACUUUUAUUAUCUGCAUUUAUGAACGAGACCAGGGGUGAAACAAGACCCUUCUGCUUCAUUCCAGGGUCUUGCCUCACCCUGUCAGGAUUCUGGUUUGCAUACCUAGUCACUUACUUUCCAUAAUCAAUUUAUUGCUAUACAUCAUGUGCUAAAUUAACAAAGUUUAAGAUAUAACUUUUUUGCAGAAGAAAUCUCUGGUAUGAGCUCCUGUUUGGGUCCAAAGUGUGCCAUAAGUCUAAAUUAACUGAGAGUAUUUUGGUGCUUAUUACGGACAAAUUCCACAGGAUAAGGAACGGCUGCGCGCCGCUCUGGAACGGCAACCCCGAUCAAUUACGCAAGCAUUAUAAUCAAUGUGCGUGAUUCCACACAAUGCAUCUGCCGUCCAGCUCUGCUGUCGAUCUGCACCGGUGGUCGGAUCAGAUAUGCAAGGCUUGUAAUGCCACAGCACAACGUAUCAAUUCAGUGCAGUGCAGAACAAGCGGCAGUGGAAGUUGUAUGCAGCUACUAAGUAAAAUAUCUGGUUAAUUAAAAAAAAAAAAUGAAGUCAAUACGUUGAAUUGUUCUUCACGUGAUAAGGGGGAGGGGCCAGGUUUUUAGGAUGUGGGUGUUUCUAUACACCGCCGUUCUCAAUCCAUGUCUCAUGGGGAAACAUGCAAGAUCUUGUCCAGUCUCGUGAGAAACGUCGGUAAUAUCGCAAGCGCUUCUCAGCCGCUUGCAGCAGUGGAUCGGAUCCGGUGGGCGCUGUAUGCUUGCAUUUUUGAUCCGCCUGCCAUUCCGGAGCGGAUCGGAUCUGCAUGUGGUGGAAUCCUGGCAUUACUGUUUCGACACUUGUCUUUUCAAAAUAAAGUCACGGCAAAAUAUACACUGCAUUUCUUAAUUUUGAUUCUCACUAUUCACCACCACUUUGUGUCUUACCAUUUUUUUUGUUGUUGUACAAGAAGCAUUAAAUCCCUUCAUACUUUUGUUACGCAGUCAUCAAUUGAUCAAUUGAAUGAGUGUUUGACUCUGCUGCCUGUGUGUCUGUUCGUCUUGAGUGUCCAGUCUGUCCUACUUUAUGCUGCACCCACAACACCGUCUGAAUGGCUAGACGACAAAAAGCUGAGCCAUAACUGCAUUGUAAAUGUAACUGGUCACCUGUUCACUGUUGUAUUUGGCGUUGAAAGUUUUUGGAUAGAAGAGUGGUGCUCCCUUUGUAUCAAAAGGUACCCGACCCCGGAUAUGCAGAAGAAAAUGAAAGAAUGAAUGGAGGUGUUUGAGCAAAGUUUUGUGCUGAAGCUUAUAAAAUUCAAGAUUCUGGGAUUGUAAUUUCCAAAUAUUGUUACAGUCUCAAGAACAUCUAAUAAUUGGUAUUGACCUUGAAAAACCCAUAUCAGGUGACCCCUUUAAACUCGCACUACUUCAUACGCACACUUUCUUAAAUUAAGAGUUGUCAGUCUUUCUUCUUUACGAUAUUUCUCAUUUCAGAUACGGUGGGAAUGCUAAGGUUGUCCAUUUCCUGGGAAAGACCAAGCCAUGGAGUUACACAUUUGACCCAAAAGCCAGACAGUUUUCGGGCAGCGUGCAUGAGGCCAGCGCACAUCCCACCUUCCUCCUGGACUGGUGGACCCUGUACUCCAGCGUGGUGGUUCCCCUGCUGAGGGAACAAUAUGGAGACCAGCCUUUCGACUCCGGAUGCGUGGAGGUAAAUGGACACAUUUUCCACAAAGAGUGAUGUUACCGACCUUGUUUGGUCCUCAGCACAGAGGUUGCCCAGUUCAUUAGAAAGAAGGAGGAUUGUGUUGGCUGUAUUGUCUCUGCAAGAACAAGCAGUCCUGGUGUGCCUGUAGUCCUGUAAGCACAGGUCUCUCUUCCAUUAGAUGAUCAUACACAUUAGGGCUGAGCGAUAAAUCAACAUCACAAUAUAUUAAGCAGUUCGCCUCGAUAACACAAUCUGCUCACCCCUCCCACAUUAACUUCGUCUACUCCAGCCGCUAAAACUUUUGAACUGUCCUCCAUCUCCUCACCUGGCUUUCCCUCUUUGUUAUGGACUGGGUGGGGUGGAGUCACAUCUAUUUAUAUAUUGACAUGGGCAAAAUGACGUUGGUUAUUGUCGUAAAUUUCAGUAUUGGUAAAUUUUCGGUUUAUCGCCCAGCCUUAAUACACAUUUUCAGAGGGUUGAUUCUGAAUUAUUUACCUCUUUUCUUUUUUCCCCUGAUCAUCUCAAUAAAAUCCAGUACUGUUACAUGCUCCAUUUUGAGAGUGAACAGGUAUGGUGAAAUAUGUGUAGCUUUGAAGCCAAUAACUGAUUUGGCAGCUGGAUUUGUACUACUAAGCUUCUACAUCUUAAAUCCCGGCUUCUGUGUGUGUUUGCCUGUGGCCAUUAAUUUAAAAAGGCUACAACUUUCAUAACAAUAAGUGUUGUUAAAGUGUUGUGUAAUCGACAUCUUCAUUGUCUGCGCUUGACUUUUGUGUCCUCUUGACAUCCCAGGGUGAAAGCAGCUCUUCGCUCGGACCCCAGCUGUCUUCAGAGGAACGGAAGCAGAAAUGGGAGCAAGGUCAGGCAGACUACAUGGGACAGGACUCCUUUGAUAACAUCAAGAGAAAGCUUGACUCUUUUCUCAAAUAAUGACGCAGUGAGGCAGGUUGUGAAAAGAGCCCUGUCAGUAAAUUGUCGGAGGUUUUGCAGGAUAAAAUAAAAAAUGUUUUUUUUUUUCUACCUGUUUGAAAACUAUCAAUCUGAUAAUUCACUCCCACCACCAGCACCAUCCCCCUGCAUACUCCAAAGACAGAGCUGUUAAAAAGGGGAAAUUGUUAUCAAUGAACGGCUCUAGUUGCCUAUGCAAGACAGUCAUUCAAUUUCUGUUUUGCUACACUGUGAAGAAAAACAGGGACAUUUGUGACAUCUUUAAUUUUUUUUUUUUUUUACCUGCAUUAUAUUUUUUUGCAGUGAACUUUUGUUUAACACAAGCCGUCUGUGUGUCCAAGAUUUGCAGUCACUUUUAUGUACAUUUUUCUUUCCCUUCUUUUUUUUCUACCCAGUCAUCAACCAGCUUUUGAAGCGCUAGUAUUUUGAUUAUCUCAUCAUUAAAUUAGCCUUGUUUUUGAGUUCAGGUGCCUUUCUGAAGUAUUUAAAUAUUAACACAUUUACAGCACUAUUAAAGGCCAUAGCUCGGUCAUUGAGCCAUAUUUGUACGAUUUAUCUCAGUGCCUUAGUUACUUGCCGUCUGUCUAGUCUUGAUUAGCAGCUUCUCUGCAGCUGGUUAGGUUUUUCACUUUCUUGCAUUGUACUUGUCAAAGAUGUUGGAUGUUAAAGACAACAGAUAUUAAAACCAUUAAAAGUUUUGAAAUUGGC
Xyrichtys novacula (pearly razorfish) is the source of this 11937-nucleotide messenger RNA. NCBI's taxonomy places the organism in Eukaryota, Metazoa, Chordata, Actinopteri, Labriformes, Labridae. The record is from the annotation of a GenBank genome assembly.